Microstroma glucosiphilum is the source of this 1330-nucleotide messenger RNA. Its product is annotated as DnaJ-domain-containing protein. NCBI's taxonomy places the organism in Eukaryota, Fungi, Basidiomycota, Exobasidiomycetes, Microstromatales, Microstromataceae. The transcript has a single exon. Bases 121 to 1197 code for a protein of 358 amino acids. The record is from RefSeq and is a predicted model, not a curated record.
CACCGCACAACUUCUCCUUCGCUGAGCUCUUUGCCAUCACUACAGCCGGGCUAGCGGCACUUGAGACACAGGCACAAAGGUCCGUGGAAGCUGGAGCGGAUCUGCCUUCCGGUCGCAAUCAUGUCUGCACCUUCGCCCCCAGAUGGAGCACCGCCACCACCUCCUCUAUCAGAGCCUCCCCCGCCCCCGCCUCAGGAGGAUGGGGACGUGAUGCCUCCCCCUCCUCCUCCGGCACCUUACCAUCGAGUCAACGAGCCACCGCCUCCACCACCGACAGGAAGUAUGCAGCCGCCACCACCACCACCCCCUCCUACACCGAAGGAUUCGGAUCUAACUUCGCAUAUACCCCCACCACCACCUCCAACACCGCAGGGAAGUGUACCGCCUCCUCCUCCUCCUCCAACUCCUCAAGUCGCCUCGACACAGUCGGAGGUGAUAGGCAAUGGAGGUUCCUCAAGCUUGAGCAAUGCUGAGGCAGGUCCUUCACGGCAGACCGCAACGCCUACCCCUGACACGUCACUCGGCCCGCUCCCGGCAUCUGCUGUCCCUAGUGAUGCAAAGGAGCUGGAGCGCCUCAUGUCUCGCGAAUCCCUGUCUUUCUUUCAAGAAAUCGAAACAGAACGGGUCCUGACUGCCUUCAGGUUGAACCCUUACGAUGUGCUCGAAGUACCUCUCGAAGCAGAUGACAAGAUGAUCAACAAGAUCUACAGGAAGAAGUCUCUACUGAUCCAUCCUGACAAGGUGAAGCAUGAGAGGGCUGUGGAAGCUUUCGAUCUUCUCAAGAAGGCCAGCAGCCAUCUGUUAGACGAGGACAAGAGGAAAGCCCUCGACGAGACUGUUCUCUCGGCCAAAUUCCUCGUUCUGCGAGAAGAGCUCGGCCUGCCAACUUCAUUAGCCUCUGACUCUCCUCAACUAGCCAGUUUGAAUCCGACGUUCGAGGAAAGGGUGCGCAAGGCGACAAAAGCAUUGAUGAUUGACGAUGAGCUCCGGAAGAGGAAAUCGCUGAGGAUGCAGCAUGCCAUGGAAGGAGAGGAAGAGAGGAAGCGGGAGGCUGCGCUGGAGGAAAGGAAAAGGAAAGCAGACGAAAAGGUCAAGUGGGAGGAUACGAGGGACGAAAGGGUGGCGGGCUGGAGGGCCUUUGCCAAAGGCGGGAGUGGCAAGAAGCGAAAGAAGGCAGGCGGAGAGGUGUUGGGGUGACUGAACCAUCAUGGACGAGAAAAGAGGCACGAGAGUAUCUCCUCGAAGCUGUAGCACAUAUACUAUUACAUUAUGAUCCUAUCGUAAUACUGUCAGGAUCGCCAUCAUCAAGAAUAGCUCAUGUAUCCGUCUG